Labeo rohita (rohu) is the source of this 1995-nucleotide messenger RNA. It is a transcript of the gene mvda, whose product is annotated as mevalonate (diphospho) decarboxylase a. Gene Ontology annotation, biological process: isopentenyl diphosphate biosynthetic process, mevalonate pathway; isoprenoid biosynthetic process. The transcript has 10 exons. Bases 457 to 1704 code for a protein of 415 amino acids. Gene Ontology annotation, cellular component: cytosol. Lineage: Eukaryota; Metazoa; Chordata; Actinopteri; Cypriniformes; Cyprinidae. The record is from RefSeq and is a predicted model, not a curated record. Gene Ontology annotation, molecular function: diphosphomevalonate decarboxylase activity; ATP binding.
GGGAACAGACAUUCCGAGGGGAACAGAACAGGCUGCUACACCGAGUUACGGGUUGGAAGACAGAGGAGCGAAGGAAACGAGGAGGCACCGAUUUUAGAGCCACCCGCAGGGUUUGGUUAUCAAAGUACACAUGAUCCAAGUUUGCCGUUACGUUUUCUCCAAUUGUGGGGCUGCAGACGUUGGUAUCUCCCAAGAAUUAGGCAAUCUCUGGUUCUGGUAAGACCAUGGUCCGACGCCAAUGAUUGGUUCACUUUAAUGUAGGGUUGUGCGAUGAUCUCUCCAAUUGGUCAAAUACGGAUCCUCGUGUUUAGUGUGAACCAAUCCAACUCAUGGUUGUGUUUCAUUUGCUUUCAGACUGUGCUUCACGCUAAGCAAUAGCUCGUAACCACUGCAAGUUGUACUUGUAAAUAAACGUUCACUUUUGUUAAAUUAUCUGCUUGUCGAUUUUAAAAACGUAUGAAUAUGCCAGAAAACGAUAAAGAAAAUCUCGCUAUGGUCACCUGCACGGGACCGGUAAACAUCGCUGUCAUCAAAUACUUUGUUAUUGACAUUGAAUCAGGGGGGAAACGUGAUGAAGAUCUCAUUCUGCCAAUCAAUUCAUCCCUCAGCGUAACACUGCAUCAGGACCAGCUCAAAACAACGACAACAAUUGCGUGCAGCAGAAAUUUACAGCAAGACCGCAUCUGGUUGAAUGGCAAAGAAGAGGAUAUCAGUAACCCCAGAUUGCAGUCAUGUCUGCAGGAGAUUCGAAGGUUUGCCCGCAAGAGACGAAAUACUGGUGAUUCCACUUCUGAUGUCAGCAGUGUAUCCCAUAAGGUCCAUAUUUGCUCUGUGAAUAAUUUUCCCACUGCUGCUGGCCUGGCAUCCUCUGCAUCAGGCUACGCCUGUCUGGUGUACACACUGGCACAGUUGUUCGGUGUGGAGAGAGAGCAGCUCUCUGCAGUGGCGCGGCAGGGCUCUGGUAGUGCAUGCAGGAGUUUGUAUGGUGGCUUUGUCCAGUGGAAAUUGGGGGAACGGUCGGAUGGGAAAGACAGUCUCGCUGAACAAGUGGAAUCUGAGUCACACUGGCCAGAGCUCAGAGUACUGGUCCUUGUGGUGAGUGCUGAGCAGAAGUCUGUUGGGAGCACGUUUGGAAUGCAUACUAGUGUGGAGACAAGCCAACUUUUAAAGUACCGGGCAGAUGUUGUGGUGCCCAGUCGUAUGGAGGAGAUGAUCAGGGUUAUUCGAGAACGAGACUUUCCAGCAUUUGGUGAGCUGACCAUGAAAGACAGCAAUCAGUUUCAUGCCAUCUGCCUGGACACCUAUCCACCCAUAUUCUAUCUGAACCACAUAUCGCACCGGAUCAUCAGCCUAGUUCACCGCUAUAACCAGUACUAUGGAGAGACCAGGGUGGCAUAUACCUUUGAUGCUGGUCCUAAUGCUGUUAUUUACACCUUGGAAGACCACUUGCCAGAGUUUGUACAGGUGGUCCGUCAUUUUUUUCCCCCAGAAGUCAAUGGAGCAGAAUUUGUCAAAGGUCUUUCUGUGUGUUCAACUGACCUUUCUGAGGAGCUAAAGAGAAACAUUAAUAUGGAGCCCAUGCCCAAGGGUAUACACUACAUAAUCAGCACUAAGGCUGGUCCUGGGCCAUGUGUGGUGAAGGAUCCAAACCAUCAUUUGUUGGGAGCUGAUGGGCUGCCCAAGAAGAGUGCUGUUUCACAUUAACCCUAAAGAUCCUUAUAGAGACAGAAAAAGUUUAGCAUAUAAUUUGUAUAUAUAUAUUUCAAUAUAAAUUGUUACGUAAAGAGUGAAUUUACUAUUAUUAAAUAAUGAUUUAUAUGAUGACACAAUCUGUCUUUUUUCUGAUCUCCAUAAAGUGAUUUUUAUCUUUGUUUAGGCUCAUAAGAAUUAGGCUUAAAGAAUGGGUGACAUUAACAAACCUUAAUAUUUAAGUUAUAAAUGUUUAUGAACUGCAAAAACAAAAACAGCAGUGGCUUUUUUUUUUUUUUUUGUAAA